Doryrhamphus excisus (bluestripe pipefish) is the source of this 2907-nucleotide messenger RNA. RefSeq names its product CDC42 effector protein (Rho GTPase binding) 4b (gene cdc42ep4b). Lineage: Eukaryota; Metazoa; Chordata; Actinopteri; Syngnathiformes; Syngnathidae. The record is from RefSeq and is a predicted model, not a curated record. Gene Ontology annotation, biological process: regulation of cell shape; positive regulation of actin filament polymerization; positive regulation of pseudopodium assembly. Gene Ontology annotation, cellular component: cytoskeleton; plasma membrane; cytoplasm. Gene Ontology annotation, molecular function: small GTPase binding.
GCACUCAAAAUGCUAAGACACACAGCCUCUGUGCUAAAGCCAGCUAACUUCCUAAUACUAGUAACGUACUAAGAAGCAUAAAUAAUACAGCUUAACGUCUUUGUUUGGGGUACAAGCUUCUACUCAAACAUGACAAAAGAUAGUUGGAGUGGUGUUUGUUUUGCUAAAAGUGUGUGCGUGUUGACGUUACCUCCAUGUUAGCUGAUAGGCUGUGGAGGGCCGCCAUGUUGACGUAGCAGGAAGAGGUUGGUGCUCGCCCCCUCGGCGUGGGACGGGCGCCUCUGUCACACACACACACACACACACACACACACACACACACACACACACACACACACACACACACACACACACACACACACACACACACACAGUAAGAGACUUGGACGGACGCACAGACACAACAAGCCGAUCUUCCACCGCCGAGAGCCGAGGACCGUCUUGGAUCGGAUUCUCCCCUUUUUGCUUCUUGCUCAUGCGGGCACAAGUUGUGGACUACACCCGGUAGAACUCCCUGGUCUUUUUCGGAGUGCCUUGACGGUGGAUGGAAUUGGCAGGAGGAGGACGGUGAUGGCCACACGCUCGCACCUUCUUUGACAGAACCGUGAAAAAGCAUCUGAGCGUCCCAGAAAAGCGACCCACCUCCUCACCGGGCCGGUCCGCCAUGCCCAUCCUCAAGCAGCCGGUCCACUCCCAGCCGUCCAAGCGGCGAUCCCGGAUCGACCUGACGGCGGAGAUGAUCAGCGCCCCGCUGGGGGACUUCCGCCAUACCAUGCACGUGGGGCGAGGCGGCGACGCCUUCGGGGACACGUCCUUCCUCAGCACUCGCUCGGGAGAGGGCCCCGACGGGGACGCCAAGAGCGGCUCUCCGCGUCCCAAGUCCGGGCUUCUGUCCCGCACCUUCCGAGGCAGCAAGCGCUCCCAUUCGGUCAACCGGGGGGACAAGUACGAGUACGCCGCCGUGCCCUCCGCCGGCUCGGCCAACUUGGUGAAAAACGCCAUUUCCCUGCCGUACCUCAACCACCAGGGGGGGAAUGGAGGCGGGCGCCUGGCAAAGAGCGUGUCCUCCAGUCCCAUGAAGAAGCUGGAGGAAGUGGAUACCAAGCCGGUGAACGGUGCCGUCGCCAUCGCCACGUUUGACGCUGAGUUCGACGAGCGCAGUUUUGGCCAUCUGGGCGACUUGCCGCCGUCCGUGCCCAAAGGUGGCGGCAUGAAGCACGCCGAGUCUAUGAUGUCCUUCCAUAUUGACCUCGGACCCUCCAUGCUGGGGGACGUCCUGAGCGUGAUGGAGAGGAAAGACAACGAGGAUGCGGACCUCGGCUACGAGGAGGGCAAAGGAAGCGAAGGCCACGCCUCGCCGUCCCGCAUCCCGCUCAUCGAUGACGAUGACGCGGAGGAGCGGGCGCCCGCCAGGCCGCCCCGCGCCUUGUACAGACAUGAAACCGUGGAGGCGCCCUACACCCCCGAGCCGCACGCCCGGAACCGCCACCGCAGCCCAGACAGCUGCUCCGUGUCCAGCGACGGCUCGGCCACCCAGGAGAAAACCCUGCACCGAUUCCGCCGCGACGGCGACACGGACAGCGCCAAGUACAGCUCGCCACACGGCGACGAGGACUUCUCCUUCAUGGACGACGAAGACGAUGAGAUCAGAGUCUGAGACCUCCGCCGCUUCCACUCAGAACACUAACCCGACACAUACGCCAACGUCGGACCACAAAUAUGCGCCUUUUUUGACUUUCCUCUCUGCGUGCUUGGAUGGGAUGGGACUUGGAAAGCCCUUUAUCCACCCCAUCCCUCUGACCUUCACCUCACCUUCACAACCAGGCCUUCACUAACACCCGCAGACGAUUGGCUGGCACUGCUAGUGCCAUCCACGCGGCGGUAAAGGAUGUGACAUUUCCAUAAUGGAGGCCAGCAGUCCAGUCAGCCAAUCAGAAGCCAGCGACUUUUCCUUGGGGGUCGUUCCCGGGGUCACGUGAUGCCACCUCGCUGGCUGCAACAUUAGGUACGCCGACGUCCAGCUUUGGCGACAAACACGCGUUUCCAUUUCCUACGCCAUCCGAAAUGACAACCUCGACCCGUUUGCAUCCAAAGGAGUUGCUUUUCUUCUGCUCCAGCUUUGCAACCACAUCUUUCCAUCUGUUGGCCAUCACGGCACGCUCUCGCUGCUGUAUCCUGGACGUCACGACUCGGCUUUUCUCCAGCUCUAGCUGCUGUUAGCUACAGCCUAGCCUAGAAGGCAGUAAGCUAAGUUCCUUUAGCUUUGGUGGCACGACAGACUUAGAAUGAUUGGAAAAUGAUUGAUGUCAGCUUCUACAACCACAAUCGGGGGGAGGGGGGGGGGUGUUUUUGGAAAUAUAUAGAAAUAAUAAUGCAAUAUAUUUUUGGAUUAUUGUUAUUUUAGGAUUUGAAUAUGUUUUUUAGGGGGGAAUCUGGUCUCCUCCAACUCCAACUUGCCUUUGAAAAUGCAUAGAACGUAUCCAUGAAGUAACGUUUUUAUAUGAAAAGUAGUGUCUGGAUAGUCUGACUUGUGUUCCCAAUGAUGUUGCCGGGGGUGCCUGAUGUCGUGUCAGAUGUUUGUGCAUCCAGGAUGUGUGUUAGCGGUUGUACGGCUACCAGGAGCGCCGUGUCAUGGUCUAUUUUUGGAGGUCAAAGGGCCCAAGAUGACUUGUUGGCGGAUGAUUCCAAUCCUUGGCUGGCGACUUGAUUCAUCAUCAUGCAAAAUUGCACCAAAAUGCUGUGAAAAGCCUCUCAGCUGUUCCUUUGUUUCCUGCGUGAAUUUGCAAUAAGCUGCCAAGUUGUCUGCGAGGAUAUGAGUCCAAGCAGAAGCGAGCUGGAAGAUGUUUGGACGUUUCCUUCUAUCUUCCUUCCUUCCUUCCUUCUUGCAAUAAAGCUGCUGAUAUCCAA